Molecule: messenger RNA, 929 nt
Organism: Olea europaea var. sylvestris
Lineage: Eukaryota; Viridiplantae; Streptophyta; Magnoliopsida; Lamiales; Oleaceae
Product: acid phosphatase 1-like
Exons: 3
Coding region: 25-810 (261 amino acids)
Molecular function (GO): acid phosphatase activity
Source: RefSeq, a predicted model, not a curated record
ACUUUAUCACAUAAGCGUGCAAACAUGAGGCUGGUAGUAUUUUUCUUUUUGGCUACCAUUGUGGCAACUUGCAAUGCAGAUUGCCAUAUUUUUCAAGAGGGUCAAAUCUAUCUUCUCCGGCCACGAGCUGGUGCUGCCGGCCACCGGCUUGAGGGCCUCGACUGCCUCAGCUGGCGUUUGGCUGUUGAAACCAACAACCUUCAAAGUUGGAGAACUGUGCCCAUGUCUUGUGAAAACUAUGUAGGUCACUAUAUGUUAGGCAAGCAAUACCGACAUGAUUGCGAAUUGGUAGCAGAUGCUGCAAUUAAAUAUGCCAAGAGCCUUAAACUUGCUGGCGACAGCAAGGACAUUUGGAUCUUUGACAUUGACGAGACUACGCUUUCUAAUAUCCCAUACUAUGCUCGAUCUGAUGUGCUCUUUGGGGCAUUACCAUACAACAGCUCAAGGUUUAACGAGUGGGUUGCAGAGGCAAAAGCACCGGCAGUUCCAGGAGCGCUUCGUCUAUAUGGAACAUUGUUGAGUCUAGGUUUCAAAGUUGUCUUCUUAACAGGAAGUAGAGAACAUGUCAGAGAGGCCAGGAUAGCAAAUCUGAAGGCAGUUGGUUACCAUACUUGGGAGAAACUCAUUCUCAAGGGAGAUGCUGAUAAGGGCCUCACAGCAUUGGCGUAUAAAUCAAAAAGGAGGACAGAGCUAGUAAAUGCAGGAUACAGAAUUCUUGGAAAUUCUGGAGACCAAUGGAGUGAUAUUCUUGGAGACAAUAAUGGCAAUCGAACGUUCAAAGUCCCAGAUCCCAUGUACUACAUUGGUUGAGCGAUAAGCAAAUUCUGUCUAGUCUCUUUUAGCUCUCUUUCUCUCGUCUUUCGAAGCAUCGGGAAUAAAUUUCAAUGUGUUUCAAGAAUAAACAAUGAGAGCUUCAGAUCAAGAUAUGA